This is a messenger RNA of Vespula pensylvanica (western yellowjacket), 1380 nucleotides long. RefSeq lists its product as uncharacterized. The coding region runs from base 140 to 1258 and encodes 372 amino acids. NCBI's taxonomy places the organism in Eukaryota, Metazoa, Arthropoda, Insecta, Hymenoptera, Vespidae. The transcript has 8 exons. The record is from RefSeq and is a predicted model, not a curated record.
CUAUUUCAUGUGUAUUUAUACAAAAGAAUUCGAAAUUAUCUUUAAUUAUUUUAUUAAAAUUUAAUGCAAUAAAUUGUUAAUCAUAUACACAAUAUACGUUUAUAUCGAAAAUAUUUAACGUUUCAUUAUAAUCAAUGACAUGGAUGAUUUUAACUUUUACUUAAAAUUUACGAAAUCCAUGAUUUUUAACCUACCAAAUCUUAAAGGUAAAUUCGUUUCACUUGAUUAUUGUCUUAAAUUCUGUAAAAAAUUCUAUGUAUACAUAGAUCGUGCAAUGGCUGCUUUAUGGUUAAAUAAAUUGACUGAAAUAAAUGAAAGUAUUCCGAAGGACAAUCUUCAUGUUGAAUAUCUGAAAUUAUUGUUAUUCGCACUACAAAAAAACAAUCUUACAGGUAUUUUUGCAGAAUAUCCACCUGAAGAUUCACUUCCGUAUCAUCCAGGGAUGAACACGGCAAUGGAUAUGAUAAAAUUAGUAAUUCCAACGAAAAAAUUGUCUUCCUUUCCUUCAAUUUAUACUGUAAUAGGAGAUGGUAUGUCUGAAUUAGCUGCAAUUCAAGAAAUACCGAAUUUUGGAUUGCACGGUUACUAUGCUAUAUCUAGUGAAGCUUUACCAUUGUGGACGCAGAAUAAAGCUGGACAAUUAAAAAGCAAUGAGAAUAUAAAUAAAAUAUCUCGAUUUAAAGAUUCUCUUGAUUAUAAAAUGCUUAAAGAAUUUAAUUUGCAACAAACUACAUCACGAAAUAAUGACCCAAUGAAACGACCCAUAAUCUUAAAUGAAAUGGAUACAGAAGAAGAAAGCGAAAGAAAGGAAAUAUCAACAGAUGAAACAAGGCCAUGUUGGGGAACAAAUCGUUAUUUUGAAAAACUUUUAGAUCAAUCUCCUCAUAUUGCUACAGAUCUUGAACUAACAACAGCAGAUACAUUAUUGCAUAUACUUAAAGACAAAAAAUUAGAUAAGAAAGAAAUACAAGAUGAUUCUUGUAAUUUAUCUGUGAAAAGAAGACAAUUCGAAAAGAUGUCCAAUUUGACACCUUCUACAUGUGAAUCAGGAUGUGAUGGAAUACAAUAUCAAAGUGAUAGUGAAGAACAAUUACAAUACUUAAAACCAAAUUUUGGAAGCGAUGGCAAAAAUUAUUGCAGAGGAAAUAAUAUUCCAAGACAUAAAUAUAGAAAUAAAUGGAAAAAUGCCAGGGCCCAUGAAUCUUCCAUUUCUUCAAAGAGCUGUUUCUUAAAUCCAAAUUAUUGUUCCCGAUUGUAACAUGGACUUUUAUUUGAUCAGAUUUAUAACAGAUCUUUAUGAGACUUUUUUAUGUUAUAAUCAAUUGAUCAAUUAUACAAAAUAUAGAAACAAAGAAAAUAAAAAUUGUAAAUUCAAUUAAA